Molecule: messenger RNA, 7350 nt
Organism: Westerdykella ornata
Lineage: Eukaryota; Fungi; Ascomycota; Dothideomycetes; Pleosporales; Sporormiaceae
Exons: 3
Coding region: 1-7350 (2449 amino acids)
Cellular component (GO): cytoskeleton
Source: RefSeq, a predicted model, not a curated record
AUGACGAAUCAAGCCCGACGCAUCUCCACUCCGUCUCUGCCUCCGCCGUCAUCCCCCCCAUCCGUGCUGCUAUACGACAACGGCCAUCACCAACAACCGGUUAGCCCCUCGGAGGCGCGCGGUGUGCCUUCCCCGGCACAGACUCUGUGGACUGCUCCCUCGCCGACUCAGACCCUUGGCCACUCGAGCCCGGAGCUUCCCCCGCUUGCGUCGCUAGCUGGUCUGCAGAGCUUUCCGCGGACGCCUUCGACAGCCGCUGACCACGAGAGAUUCGAGAACACUUCGUACUAUACCGCUAGCUGGGGGAGUCCGUAUCGACACCCACCGCCGUCGUUUAGGCUCGAUCGAAAUCGCUCGACGCAGUUGGGAAGCGACGAUUUCGAGGAGGACGCGUCGAACCUCCUUUUUGGCCUAGAGCAUCUCCUUCCGAGACCAUUGGAGGAGGACGAUUCGCCCGGACGGUUUAAUCUUGAGCAUCUGCUUCCGCAGCCGUUGCACCAGGACGACGAGCUUAGCCAGUUUAAUCUUGAGCAUUUGAUUCCUUCUCGUCUUCCUAUUAAUAGUCUCGAUACCCCGACGAGAGGGAAUUUCAGGUCAGAUCUUACUCCACGCUCUAACGCGAUUAAUACGCGAUAUUCGACUGAGGAGUGGGUUCGACAAUUCUUAGACGGCCGCUGGAAUCGCGAGACGAACGAUUGGCUGAGUGAAAGCUCCUCUUCGGAGAGCGAUAAUACAGGCGAGAGUUCCGGUAACUAUCUCGAGCCGGUAGCUGCGAAAGCGAAGAAGAGCCACAAGAGCAACAAGACACUUAAUCAGCAGGACUUCUGGUCUCAUUUUAGCAAAGGUCAGAAGGAAGAGCUAGGCAAGAUGAUGGCCUCACGGUAUGCCCCCGAGAGGCUUUCAAAGAAGGCAUCGAAUAGCAGCCUGAGAACUGCACUUAAGCAGAGUGUGAAUGCCGAGGAGCCUCCUCAGGCAACGGAAAAGUCAGAAGCCUCUGAGGCGCCGAAGCCGAUGGAGAAAACUGCCACCAAGCCGACCACAGCGGCUGAGCCUGUCCUCGUACCGCGUCCGCGCAAGAAGAUCAUGGUCAAGGGUAAAGGAUGCAUCAUCUCCAUUCCCAGGGACAUUCCAAGAGGGACACCGGGUUACCCUCCAAAGCCAAUGAGUCCCGAGGCUUUCGAGGCCAGAUUGCGGCAAUUCGAGAGCCAAGGAUACGAUGUCCGUGGCACUGGACGUAGUGAGCUUCAAAUGUCUCCGCCGCAGAACCGGCCUAUUUGGCCUGAUGAAGAGGAAAUCCAGGCAGAUCGCGCAAAGGGACACCGUAUACGGAUACCAAAUAGGGAAGAGUGGGAGGCAUAUGUUCAACAACUAUUGGAAGCCAAACUCGCUGCUCUCGGUGUCAGUGUUCCAGGCGAGGAAGAGGAUGUGCCAUCGCGACAACCCUCUGCCCAGCAGCCUGGAAUGCCAUUCUCCCCGCCUCUGCCAACCUCGUCCGCAGGGAGCCAGCGCAUGCGGCAAGGGAGCAUCGUAUCCGGCACCUUCCCCUUGGGACCUUCCCCAGGCCAUAUGUCGCGCCAAUCGAUAGCCUCGCCGAUGUCCAUGUUUGGCAACACACGUGGCAGCAUGCACAUGCAUAGACAUUCCACGUUCGCAUCCCCGGCUAGCUUUGUGCAACAGACUGCUUCGCCUACGGGAGCAUGGUCACCAGGCAAUUACUUCAGCUCUCAAGGAGCGCGAGGUGGGUCGCCUGCUCUUCCGCUGAGCAGGCCCGAUCUUGGGGAAGGUGUCUCCCCGAUCUCUCCGUUCGGUAUUAGGCCGGGCCAACAGUUUCCGGUUGGCACUCCGAAGGACGAUCUUCUGGUUCAGAUGCAACAGCAACAGCAGCAAUUGCAAGCGCAGCUUCUGCUCCAGCAACAGCAACAGCUUCUGGGUCUGAGACCUUCCUCAACACUUGCAGAGGUCCCUGAGGAUGUUGCUGAGGAGGAUGCGGUGCCGGCCCUGCAAUCGAGUCAGCCAGGUCCGGACAUUGCUGUGCCCACUCCUCGUGGACAUCGCCAUAAUAUCAGUGCCAAUUUGGAGCGUGAGGCACGCGAUGCGGAAUAUCACUUGGAGGAAGCCAUUGAUAAACAAUUCAACGAGGGAGGAGACUUUAGUACGGAGCCUGAGACUGCUCAUGCUCAGUUCCAGCCUUCCAAUAUCGUUGCUGGCUCCACUUGGGAGGGCUCGCGACCGGUUCUACAUCAACCCCAACCGCAUAACAGAGCCCAUUCGCUUGCCCAGCCAUCGCAAGCCAGUCCAUUCAGCUUCCCUGGGCCCCAGGCAGAGAACCCACGUGGGGAUAGUGAUGGAGCAAGGACGAAUAUCUCUGAAGUCACUAACCCCAGUCUGGAGGGUGAGAGUCGCAAUACCGCCCAGCACUCUAAAGCGCCAUCACAGAUGAGCAACUCAUGGAACGAUUCCAAGUUCACUUUCGGGAAGAAUGGGUCUGCUCUGCACAGCAAGCAUACGUCGCGAUCUUCGAUCUCAAAACUCAACGUGGAGGCCAAAGAGUUCAAGUUCAAUCCCUCCGCAACUUUCAGCCCUGCAUCCAUGUCCUCGGCGUUCUCGUUCUCUGCUGGCGCCAAUCCUGAGGCUGCCUCGCGGAAUAAUAACUUGGAUGGGCAGUCCGGGUUUAAUGUUGCUGCACCUGCUUUCAAGCCCGAUGCACCCGCGUUCAAGCCUGAAGCGCCUGCGUUCCAACCCUUUGCUCCAGUCUUCCAGCCCAGUGCGCCCACGUUCACUCCCGCUGUCCCGGCAUUCAGAGCGAACCCUAUCAUUGCUCCAACGAUGCCUACUAGUGGCUUCAACUUCUUCUCCUCCUUCAAGCCUGGCGCCCCAGCUUUCAACCCGGGCAGUGCAGAAUUCAAGCCAAGCACUGAGGCUGCGCCUACUACUUUCUCCUCGAAGAUCUUUGGGGAUGUCAGUAUUUCUGCUAGCGAUAUUGUCAAGCCUGCCAAGCGCUCCAAGGCUGUUCCUAUCGUGCGUCCUGAUGUCCCUCGGCAGACUCCUGAACGGAAACUAGAAGAGGAAAAGGAAGAUGAAUCUGGGCGACCAGUACAAGCAGAUGGUCGUGAGAAGCGUGCCCGACGUGUGAGGGACGAUAGCAACGAUGUGCCUAAGUUUGCUAUUCAACCUAUCCUUCCGUCACAGCCUCUCGCUGAGUCGAAGCGGUCGCAGAAUGUCAAGGACAAUGUCCCAGCUGAAAGCAAAGUCCUUCUGGAGGAGAAGGAGAAUCAGUCUCCGGAAGCCGAGCUUGUGUCAUCGAAGUCCAAGACUCCAGAACCCCUUUCCGGACGGGACGACGGUCCUACCCUAGAGGCGACUCCCCAAACCGAGCAAUCCACGGAACGUUUGUCUAGCCCAAGGACCUCAAUUGAUGACAAGACGCCUCAUGAAAGCGAAGGUCUCGAAAGCGAAGGUCACACACCUACGGUGGAAGAAACACACAAACUGUCCAAGCAUGGGCAUAAGAGCUCACUUUCCGCCACCGCGAAGCCUUUCGAGUUCCGUCCCAGCGGUCAGGAGUUUGGUAUCCAUGUCACCAAGCCUUCUAUCACGCAGAAUGAGGAUUUCAACAACUCGCCGUUCAACCCUCUACGGCAUGAAAGCCGUAGCCCGGCGACGACAUUCCGCCCUAGCGAUGACGGGUCGUACAAGACUGCAUUGGAAAGCCGGAGAAGACCUCACUAUCCGGAGAGCGAGAGCGUUGAUUUCGAUCAUCUCGGCCAGGCUUCCUUCAAUGACAUUGAUGCCGUUAUGAAGCAUAUGAACGAGGAAGGAUCCGACUUUGGCGUGGAGCGAGAUGGUCCCUCCUGGGAUCAAUCUUCCCCGAGACUAGAUGUGCAAGACUUCGGACGAGCUGACCUGCGACCGAACAAUAUCAUGCGCAGCGACGCACCUAGUCCUAGUCCCCGUGGCCGACUCUACGCUCCCCGGGACGCGGUUGGUUCGUCUACAUCAGUUGCUCGCGAUCCAUUCGACGACGAGCGCGCUGACCCAGCGUACGAGUCCCCCAUCCGCCGCCUAAACAACGCCGAUGACAUCCCUGUGAGCGACUGGGACGAGGGCCUCCCCUCGGAAGAGGAAGAAAAGAUUCAGACCCGCAGCCUCUUCUUCGAUAGACACGUCGAUGAUCUGCUCAGCAAUCUACUGGCGAGUCGUCUUGGCCCGUUGGAGAAUAAUCUGAGAGAUAUUCAGGACUCGCUCGUGGCUAUCUCGCAGCGUCAGGGCCGUGGACCCCGGAGCAAUGUGUCGGAGAGGCUGGAUAGUGAUGCUGAUGAUGAGGACGAUGAGUCGAUUCCUGGGCCCCAUUACCGCAAUAGGUCGCCUAGGAAGGAUAGGAAGAUGGAGAGGUUCCGAGCGAUUAUUAAGGAGACGUUGGAGUCCUAUCAACCUCCUGCCGCUUCCGCUCCCGUACCCGACCUUGGGAUUACAUUACCGGAGAAGAUCCGCGAGGUUGUGGCAGAGGUGCUUGUGGCUCAUCAACCAUCCUUCGAGCCUGUCCCUGCGGAUCAGAUCCGCAGCAUCGUGGAAGAGGCCAUCCAGGCUCACAAGCCAGCCGAUCCUGCACCCGUUGAGUCUCUGAAACCCGAGGAGGUGCGGUCAAUCGUUGCAGAAGUUGUGGCGGCUUCAAUUCCUCAGCCUGCUGCUCCCACUGCUGAGCCGGUCAAGGCUGAGGACAUCCGGUCCAUUGUUAUGGAAGUCUUCGCGACCCAUGCUCCGCAGCCUGCACCUGUUCAGGAGCAGAUACGGCCUGAUGAUAUCAAGUCUCUCAUUAUGGAAGCGCUGGAUUCCCGUACUCCUGCUGCGGAGCCUCCGGAUACUAUUCGUGCCAUCGUUGCCGAGGCACUUGCAUCCCACAAGCCUCCUACGCUUGAGGCUCCGAUCGAUAUCCCGCAACCCCAAGUCGAUCUCUCUGAAAUAUAUCAAGUCAUCGGUAGUCUAAAGGCUUCCAUAGCACAGACAACGAGCCACAAUCUGCAUGCGGAGGAUAUCCGCGAGUUGCUCGACGAUGCGUUCAAACGCCAGAGUAUGGAGGUUGCUAAGCGCGAGGAAUCACAGGCGAUUCUUGAAAGGGACGCCCGUAUUGCGGAUCUCGAAUCUAAACUCGAGGAGACUUCUUUGCGUCUCGAGGCUGAAAGUGCUGCACGUCAGGAUUUGGAGCGGGCCGAAAUUGAUCGCGCACGACUUCUCAAAGUCACUGAAGAGGAGCUUAAUCUUCUUCGCCAAUCAGCCGCCGACGAUGAGAAUAAGAUUCGUGCGUUGAGGGAGGAGUGUGAGGUUGCGCAUCGCACUCUCGAUGCGGUCUACGCUGACGACAAGGAAAUCCGUGCGAAGGUUGCUGCACUUGAAGCCGAGAAUGAGGAGCUCAAACUGAAGGCUAUUGCGUAUGAAACCUCCGAGGGAGAUAUCAAGAAGAAGUUGGAUGUGGUCACCGCGGAGAAUGAGGCUCUCACGUUUACUCUCGAGGAGCAUCGCAUUUCUGCUAACAAGUGGAGGAACGAGAUCCAACAGGCGCACCAGGAGAACGAGCAAAUGCGCAAGGCCAUCGAGCAGUCCCGAUUCCAGGCCGAGGAAGCCGCACGCGUCCGCGAGAUGAUGCGUGCCAAGUUUGACAAAUUGCAACAGGAGAUGACCGUUGCGGCCGGCCAGGUUGCUGCUGAGCGUGCUCAGUGGCAGAAGAACGACGAGGCACAUGCGAAGAGGUACGAAGUCCUCAGUGCUAGGAUUGAGGCUGAGGGUCGGACGCGCGAGCGACUGGAGCGUGAGCUGGAGAGAUUGGAGACGCAAGAACGGGAGGCGAUGAAGCUCAGGAUUGUCCUUGAACAAGCACAAAAGAACAACAAGCAGCUUGAAGAGACGAUUGAACAGCUCAAGCAAGAGUGUCUGGAGCAUCAGAAGGCGGCCGAGAGGUACGAGCGCGACUACAGGGAGGCCAGGGAGACGGGCCACGUUGAGAUCAGGCGCACCCGCGUCCUCCUAGAAGCGGAUAUCGAAGCGGCCAAUAACCAAGUAAACAUUGUUCGGCGCGACCUUGAGGCGGAGAUUUCGCGACUUCGCCUCCUGCUCGACAAUGUGCGCAUGGAUGCGGAUACCCUCAAGGUUAAGCAUGAGCUUGAAUUGGAAGCAGCCUCGGACGCGAAGAAGGCUGCUGUGGAGGAUGCUCUCCGCAGCAAGAAUGCCGCUCUGCAGGAGAUAGAGCAGGCUUUCAAUCGUCGUCUUGAGCAACUGUCUCAGGAGCACAGUCGGGCACUUGAAUUGUCUCGUGAAGAUAAGAAUCGCGCAGAAGCUUACUUCAAGGAUCGCUUGUCCCUCGCUGAUUCCAAGAUGGAGCAUCUUCACGAGAAACUUGCGCUUAUGGAAGAGCGACUUACGAUUGCCAAAGAGGCCGCAAGUGCGGCUGCUGCUGCUGCUCAGUCUGCCAAGGCGGAUUCGACUUCUACUCGACCCGAGAAGAUUUCACCUCAGGCGCUGCGUGAGUCUAUCGCCGUCUUACAAGAGCAACUCCAAGAGCGUGAAACGCGAAUCGAAUCACUUGAAUCGAAGUUGGCCGAAGUGGACAUUGAUGCUCCCAACAAGCUAAAGGAGCGCGACGCUGAGAUCGCCUGGCUGCGAGAGCUCCUCGGCGUCCGCGUCGACGACCUGAACGACCUCAUCAAUGCCCUCGCGCAACCCUCUUUCGACCGCGAAGCCGUUCGCGACGCAGCCAUUCGCAUCCGCACGAACCUCCAAAUGGAGCAGCACGAAAAGGAGCGCCUCAUGACAGGCAACAACCAGUCGUUCCCGACCCUCGCCACCCUAUCCAAUUUCGCCUCGCCCAAGGCCGUCCAGCUCGCCGCCGCCUUUGGGAACUGGCGUAAGGGUCGUGAGAACGCGUCCAGCGCUCUGGCCGGCAACAGCUCCUCGCGUAACCAGACGCCGUCGCGUGUCCAGGUUCCUGCGUCAGCGCAGUCGUUUCUAUCCGGUCUGAUGACUCCACCUACGUCCAACCUCCGCCGAACCCCGGACAUUGCAUCCUCUUCUCGUCGCCGCCCGGAAGGUCACAGCUUACUCCGCACGGCGUCAGGAUCGGACGCUGGGUUCCCAAGCUUAGGCAAGCAUCCAGCGCCCAGCACACCGCCGCUGCUGAGGAGCGCGGCGUACGAUCAGGAUGCCGAGGAUGGGGGUUUCAGCGAGAGCGGAUUUUACGACGAUGAAAGUACAGUCGAUGGAGGAGAGACGACGCCCGUGGAAAUUCGGUUUGGGAGGGAGUUGUUGAGGAGAGAAGGGGAGGGAGAGGGCGAGGGAGAGGGGGAAGUGAGGAGUGAGUAG